This is a messenger RNA of Peromyscus californicus insignis, 2415 nucleotides long. RefSeq names its product vascular endothelial growth factor A-like. Gene Ontology annotation, cellular component: membrane. The transcript is spliced from 5 exons. Gene Ontology annotation, molecular function: chemoattractant activity; heparin binding; growth factor activity. The record is from RefSeq and is a predicted model, not a curated record. Gene Ontology annotation, biological process: induction of positive chemotaxis; positive regulation of endothelial cell proliferation; vascular endothelial growth factor receptor signaling pathway. The coding region runs from base 208 to 621 and encodes 137 amino acids. NCBI's taxonomy places the organism in Eukaryota, Metazoa, Chordata, Mammalia, Rodentia, Cricetidae.
AAGGAGGGGAAGGGAUUGGGAUGGUGAGAAUCCAGGACCUGAAUUCCCAGCCUGGCCAACCCUCGCAGCUCUGUCUGCCCUCAAGAGCAGGUACUCCUUAAGGCCUGCAGGGUUGGGGGAGUUGGGGUGGCCCAAGGCUCUUUUCUGUUAGAGCCUUGAUCCCCCCUACCUCCACCACCUAUGCUCAGUAGAACCCCUGGGUGCUGAAUGGCAGGAGCCCCGGGGUGUCCCAUAUGGGUAUGGCUGGCUGGGUCACUAACCUCUGUGAUCUGUUCCCUCCCUCUCCAGAUCAUGCGGAUCAAACCUCACCAAAGCCAGCACAUAGGAGAGAUGAGCUUCCUACAGCAUAGCAGAUGUGAAUGCAGACCAAAGAAAGACAGAACAAAGCCAGAAAAAAAAUCAGUUCGAGGAAAGGGAAAGGGUCAAAAACGAAAGCGCAAGAAAUCCCGGUUUAAAUCCUGGAGCGUUCACUGUGAGCCUUGCUCAGAGCGGAGAAAGCAUUUGUUUGUCCAAGAUCCGCAGACGUGUAAAUGUUCCUGCAAAAACACAGACUCGCGUUGCAAGGCGAGGCAGCUUGAGUUAAACGAACGUACUUGCAGAUGUGACAAGCCGCGGCGGUGAGCCAGGCUGCAGGAAGGAGCCUCCCUCAGGGUUUCGGGAACCAGACCUCUCACCAGAAAGACCGAUUAACCAUGUCACCACCACACCAUCAUCGUCACCAUUGACAGAACAGUCCUUAAUCCAGAAAGCCUGACAUGAAGGAAGAGGAGACUCUUCGAGGAGCACUUUGGGUCCGGAGGGCAAGACUCCGGCAGAAGCAUUCCCGGGCAGGUGACCAAGCACGGUCCCUUGUGGAACUGGAUUCGACAUUUUCUUUUACUUGCUGCUAAAUCACCAAGCCCGGAAGAUUAGGGAGUUUAUUUCUGGGAUUCCUGUAGACACACCCACCCACAUACACACACAUAUAUAUAUAUUAUAUAUAUAUAAAUAAAUAUAUAUGUUUUUAUAUAUAUAAAAUAUAUAUAUUCUUUUUUUAAAUUAACUUUGCUAAUGUUAUUGGUGUCCUCACUGGAUGUGUCUGACUGCUGUGGACUUGAGUUGGGACGAGAAUGUCCCCACUCGGAUCCUGAUAGGGGAGACAGUGGGAUGAAAGACUGUGGUGUGGUCUUUCGUCCUUUUGCCUGCCAGGGAACGUGCGAGGCCAGGGCACGGGGGCACACUGGCUCACUUCCAGAAACACGACAAACCCAUCCCUGGCCCCGAGUCAAGAGGACAGAAAGAUGGCAGAAAAAGAGACAAAGACGCUGGUCCCAACAGGAGUCUGGGAGCCUCAGGACGUGGCCUGCUUCGUGGAUCCCGCUACAUGCUGCCCUCUGGGCACUGCCUGGAAGAAUCAGGAGCCUGGCCAGCCUGCAGCUCUCUCCUCCGAGGUGCCCAGGAGGCCCCCCACAGGUGUCCUGGCUAAGAGAAAAUGUUGGUGGAAGAAGAGGCCUGGCGAGGCUCCUCCUCCUGGGAACCCCUUUUUCUCUCCCUACCCCACUUCCUGGGUACAGCCCAGGGGAACCUUGUGUGCUCAGACCAUUGAAACCACUAGUUCUGUCCCCAGGAGACUUGGCCGUGUGUGAGUGGCUAACCCUCCCCCACCCCAUCCCUUCCCGAGGCACAGAGCAGUGGGGCAGGACCCGCAAGCCCCUCACGGAGGCAGAGAAAAGAGAAAGUGUUUUAUAUACGGUACUUAUUUAAUAGUCCUUUUUAAUUAGAAAUUAAAAACAGUUAAUUUAAUUAAAGAGUAGGGUUUUUUUUUCAGUAUUCUUGGUUAAUAUUUAAUUUCAACUAUUUAUGAGAUGUACCUCUCGCUCUCUCUUUAUUUGUACUUUUUGUGUGUGUGUAUGAAAUCUGUGUUUCCAAUCUCUCUCUCCCGGAUCGGUGACAGUCACUAGCUUGUCCUGAGAAGAGAUUUAAUUUUGCUAACACUCAGCUCUGCCCUUCCCUGGUCCCCUCCACACAUUCCUUUGAAAUAAGGUUUCAAUAUACAUUUACAUACUAUAUAUAUAUUUGGUAACUUGUGUUUGUAUAUAAAUAUAUAUAUAUAUAUGUUUAUGUAUAUAUGUGAUUCUGAUAAAAUAGACAUUGCUAUUCUGUUUUUUAUAUGUAAAAACAAAACAAGAAAAAAUAGAGAAUUCUACAUACUAAAUCUCUCUCCUUUUUUAAUUUUAAUAUUUGUUAUCAUUUAUUUAUUGGUGCUACUGUUUAUCCGUAAUAAUUGUGGGGGAAAAGAUAUUAACAUCACGUCUUUGUCUCUAGUGCAGUUUUCCGAGAUAUUCCGUAGUACAUAUUUAUUUUUAAACAGCAACAAAGAAAUACAGAUAUAUCUUAAAAAAAAAAAGCAUUUUGUAUUAAAGAAUUGAAUUCUGA